Molecule: messenger RNA, 4985 nt
Organism: Colossoma macropomum (tambaqui)
Lineage: Eukaryota; Metazoa; Chordata; Actinopteri; Characiformes; Serrasalmidae
Gene: rock2b
Product: rho-associated, coiled-coil containing protein kinase 2b
Biological process (GO): regulation of cell junction assembly; embryonic morphogenesis; actomyosin structure organization
Cellular component (GO): centrosome; cytoplasm; cytoskeleton
Molecular function (GO): small GTPase binding; Rho-dependent protein serine/threonine kinase activity; ATP binding
Source: RefSeq, a predicted model, not a curated record
AUGUCGACCGGAGCCGAGAGGAGACUCGAGUCCCGCAUGAGGAAACUGGAGGCAAUGAUAAGGGACCAGCAGUCAGCGCUGAACCUGGAAAGCUUGCUGGAUUCCGUGAACGCCUUGGCCCUGGACCUGAAUCACCCUGCGCUGCGGAAGAACAAAAACAUUGAUGCCUUCUUGAGCAGAUAUGAAAAGGCUGUGAUUCGUCUGAGGGAGCUGCAGGUGAGGCUGGAUGAUUUCGAACGAAUAAAACUAAUUGGCAGGGGAGCCUAUGGAGCGGUGCAGCUGGUGCGGCACAAGGUGUCUAAACAAGUGUAUGCUAUGAAACAGCUGAGUAAGUUUGAGAUGAUCAAGCGCUCUGACUCGGCUUUCUUCUGGGAGGAGCGCGACAUCAUGGCCUUUUCCAACAGCCCCUGGAUCGUUCAGCUGUGCUGUGCGUUUCAAGACGAGCGGCACUUGUACCUGGUGAUGGAGUUCAUGCCAGGUGGAGAUGUAGUGACCCUGACCAUGAACUACGACAUGCCGGAGAAGUGGGCUCGCUUCUACACAGCUGAGAUGGUGCUGGCGCUGGACGCCAUCCACUCCCUGGGCUUCAUUCACAGAGACAUCAAGCCUGACAACAUGCUGCUGGACCGUAAUGGCCACCUCAAGCUUGCUGACUUCGGAACCUGCAUGAAAAUGGACAAGUCUGGGAUGGUCCGAUGUGACACAGCUGUAGGGACUCCUGACUACAUUUCGCCAGAGGUGCUGAUGUCACAGGGUGGGACAGGUUACUAUGGACGUGAGUGUGAUUGGUGGUCUGUGGGUGUCGUCAUCUAUGAACUACUGGUUGGUGACACGCCAUUCUAUGCCGAGUCACUGGUGGGCACUUAUGGAAAGAUCAUGGACCACAAAAACAGCCUCGCCUUCCCUGAUGAGGUGGAAAUGUCCAAAGAAGCUAAAGACCUGAUCUGUGCCUUCCUGACUGACAGGGAGGUGAGGCUGGGCCGGACAGGAGUGGAGGAAAUCAAAUCUCAUCCCUUCUUCAAAAACGACCAGUGGAACUUCGACACCAUACGAGACACCAUGGCUCCAGUGGUGCCGGAGUUGAACAGUGAUAUUGACACGAGUCAUUUUGAUGACAUUGAGGAUGAGAAAGGAGACGUGGAGACUUUCCCUCCCCCCCGCGCCUUCGUAGGCAACCAACUACCUUUUGUGGGCUUUACCUACUUCAGGGAGGACCAGUUGAUGAGCUACAGAGAGAGCUCUGCAGAAGACGAAUCGGAAAUCAGUGUUGAUGGUUGCUCGGAAAAGGAGCGUCGCUUAGAUAACUCUGAAUCUAAUGAUCUGCAGAAGAAGCUGGGUAAGUUGGAAGAAAAGUUCAAACAUGAGAUGCAAGCCAAGGAUGAACUGGAAAGCAAAUGCAGAACUGCAAAUGAUCGACUAGACAAACUGUCCAAGGAGCUCGAAGAGGAGAUGAGUGCGAGGCACAGGGCGGAGGACUCUUUGAGGAAGCUGGAGAGAGAGAAAGCUCUGCUGCAGCACCAGAACACAGAGAGCCUGAGAAAGGCUGAUCUGGAGACAGAGCGAAAGCGAGGCUUAGAGAAUGAAGUGAGCAGUCUGAAAGAGCAGCUAGCUGAGCUGAAGAAGAAGAGCUACAACUCUCAGAUCUCCACUGAGAAGAACAUCCACCUAGAGAGACAGUUGGAGGAGGUGAGUGCUAAGCUGCAGGUGGAAGUGAAGGAAUCUGAGCGUCUGAAGAAAGCUCAGGGUGAGGCUGUGAAGCAGGCCCAGCAGCAGGAGCUCUCUCUGAGGGAGCUGCAAGAGCGGCUAACCCAGCUGGAGAGCAGCAAGCUGGGGCUGGAACAGGAAAAGCUCAGCCUACAGGACGCCCUGGAGACCGAGAAGAGGGAGCGCAGCCACAGCUCCGAAAUCAUCACCGACCUGCAGGCUCGUGUCUCUGGUCUGGAGGAUGAGUUGAAGCAGAUGAAAAGUUCUCUUUCUAAGGCUGAGGGAGAGAAGAGACAGCUACAGGAAGAACUGACAGACCUGGAGAAGGUGAGGAGUCAGCAGGAAAUAGACCUUUCCUUCAAGCUCAAAUCUGUCCAGCAGCGUUUGGAGCAGGAAGAGGAGGAACAUAAAGCCACUAAAGCUCGUCUUGCUGACCACAGCAAACUCAACCAGUCCAUCGAGGAGGCCAAGUCUGAAGUGCUGAGAGACAUGGAGCGUAAGCUACAAGAGGAGCGCCUGGCUAAGCAGCAGCUAGAGGGUAAACUGAUGCAGAUGGAGAAACAUCACUCAGUUUUAGACUGCGACUACAAACAGGCCCAGAAUGAGCUGCAGGAGCUGCGCUCACACAAAAACAAACUCACUGAGGAGGUGGAUGUGCUGACUGUGCGUGUGGAGCAGGAGACUCAACGCAGGAAUCUGUCUCAGGCUGAUCUGAAAGCUCAGAGACAGGAGGUCAGCACACUGCGCUCCUCAGAAAAACAACUCAAACAAGAGCUGAACCACCUACUGGAGCUCAAACUCAGCCUGGAGAAACACAACCAGGAGCUGCGCAGGGAGAGAGAAGAUUCUGAACUCCAUCUAAAGGAGUUAAAGGACCAGCUGGAGGCGGAGCAGUAUUUCACAAACCUGUAUAAGACCCAGAUUCGUGAGCUGAAGGAGGAAUGUGAUGAAAAAAUGAAACUGUACCAGGACGCACAGCAGAGACUGGAGGAUCUACAGGAAGAGAGGGACUCCCUGGCCGCUCAGCUGGAGGCGAGUCUAACAAAGGCGGAUUCGGAGCAGCUGGCACGCUCCAUCGCUGAGGAGCAGUACUCAGACCUGGAGAAGGAAAAAAUCAUGAAAGAGCUGGAGAUCAAAGAUAUGAUAGCAAGACACCGGCAGGAGCUCAGCGACAAGGACAAUACUAUCAGCUCGCUAGAGGAGUCCAACCGCACGCUAACUGUGGAUGUAGCCAAUCUGGCCAAUGAGAAAGAGGAGCUCAAUAAUCAGCUCAAAGAGCUUCAGCAGCAGUUGCUAAAGACUAAAGAAGACGAGAAGCAGCUGAGCCUUAUAAGGAUGUCCUUUGAGAAGCAGCUUCAGUCAGAGAGAACACUGAAGAUCCAGGCCGUUAAUAAGCUGGCUGAGAUCAUGAACAAGAAGGAAUCGGCGCCCAGUGGCCGCCGUGGCGACGACAUCGAGCUGCGCAGGAGGGAGAAGGAAAACAGGAAGUUGCAGCUGGAGCUGCGCUCCGAGAAAGAGAAACUCAACAGCACCAUCAUCAAAUACCAGAAAGAGAUCAACGAGAUGCAGGCUUCGAUAAUGGAGGACUCUCAGGUGCGUUUAGAACUGCAGAUGGCUCUGGACAGCAAGGACAGUGAUAUAGAGCGUCUGCGCAGUCAGCUGACCUCUCUCAGCAUCCACUCUCUGGACACCACCAGCAUCAGCAGUACAGGCAACGAGCUGGACAAUGAGCUUUACCCAGACUCUAGUCUUGAGGGCUGGCUGUCUGUUCCAAGCAAGAACACAAAGAGAUUUGGAUGGGAUAAGAAGUAUGUGGUGAUGAGCAGUAAGAAGAUCCUGUUCUAUGACUCAGAGGAAGACAGAGAGCAGUCCAACCCAUUCAUGAUACUGGACAUAGAUAAACUGUUCCAUGUUCGGCCUGUCACUCAAACUGAUGUUUACCGUGCAGAUGCCAGAGAGAUCCCACGCAUUUUCCAGAUCCUCUACGACAACGAGGGUGAGAGUAAGAAGGAUCAGGAGGUUGCCAUGGAGCUUUCUGCGGCCGAGAGGUCAGCAUGCAUCUCCCACAAAGGUCAUGAGUUUGUGCCGACGCUCUAUCAUUUCCCCUCUAGCUGUGAGGUGUGCCCCCGGCCACUCUGGAAUGUCUUCAAGCCCCCACCGGCCCUGGAGUGCCGUCGCUGCCGUGUGAAAUGCCACAAAGACCACCUGGAUCGCAAAGAGGAAGUUCUUGCGCCCUGCAAAGUGAACUACGACAUGUCCACGGCUAAAGAGCUGCUGUUGCUGGCUAGCUCUACGGCGGAGCAGCAGAAAUGGGUCAGUCGCCUGCUCAAGCGAAUCCCCCGCAAAUCCUCUGCCCCAGUCCCAGCCCUGACCAACACACCACCUCAGGAGACCCCGGUUGGGUCACCGCCGCUGCCCUCACCCCACUUAUCCCCCCGCAACUCCCCAAAACUCGCUCCUAGAGGAGCUAUCAGGGUGUCAAACAGAGGCCCUCCGCCUUCUGCCAAGACCAGCUAACCUUGAUGAACGUUGGAUCGGACACAGCCCCAUGUAGCAGCUGCUGCAGCUCACUGGACAUUACAGAAAGGACCUUAGAGGCAAAUCCAGGCAAAAGACUAAUGAACUACAUCUACUGGUGAAUAUGAUAUGAAUGGGUAUCGUAUGUACCCCACCAUUUAACCCUGCACAUGCAAGCGUGCCAGGUUAACCUGAAGAGUAAUAUGUGCCUUUUACCAGAGCUGGGCUUUAUAUAGCUGCCUUUAUAUGAAAAGUUCCCAAAGAUGUCAAUGUUGCAGUGUGAAAGUAUUGAAAAGUAUUAAGAUAUUAUUUUGUCUUGUGUUUGUGUGUUUGUGUGAAUGAAUGGUUUUGUAUGUGAGUUAGUUAGUCAGGAAAUCAUGAUAUUCUGAAUUUGUAUACUCAGAUAUUCUAUUUCUAUAAGAAAAGUAGCCAGACAUUUAACUGCAAACACUACAUUUUAGCUUGCUCAAUACCAAAAGGAUACAUAAUCAUGGAGGAUUCAGAAAGAGCCAGUUUGUCCGAUGUCAUGGUAUCUAUUUGAAGGAAGGAAUACAGAACACUAGUUUUUUGUUUGAAAGAUGCAGUGCACUGCACAUUUCAUUUUAUGCAUUGUCAGUUCAUAACUAGACAUACAACUACCUAAGCAUGUGCAGCUCUGGUCCAAACUCUUUUGUAUUCAACAUCUAUAGAACACACAGAAAAAGUCUACUGACUAAAUCCUGGUUAACGUUGUGAAACACUAAAAAGAUUUAUUUGAGAAAAAA